CUGCCAAGAGUAGAGGCAUCAAGCCAAAAGUUAAAAGAAUUCCACGACUCCUCCAUCUUGAAGAGUUUUCUGAUGCCAGGAGACAACAGAUGAUAAUAGAUGUAAUACCUGGCCAUGAAUAUAGCCAAUCUAAACAUUUCUACCAAGCAUUUUACAUACAUGAACAUUUUCCAGCUGAAUCUUUUUUGUAAAACACUGUCUGCCAAGCCCCUAAUUCCCAGUAAUUCCCUGCUGUUUGGUCACAUAAUGUGUACCAUGAAGCUUAUGUACAUCUGUGUGUGGUCAAAACCCUUUUAAAGGCUCUAUGUGGGAUCAGGGUUGGUGGGAGGCUCAGAGGAUUUGUAAAGGGAAGUACCUGAGCAAGGUAAUUCCAGCGCCUUCACGCCCACUGGCAGGUUGCACAAAUAAAUACUGGACCUGUUUCCGAUGUAUUCAGCCUCCAUUGAUGUUUUAUCUGUCCCGACUCAUCCUCUGAAACAGAUACUGUGAAGAUGAAAUUAAUGUACGAUAUUGGAAUGCUCUGUGUAAGGUAAGCUCGCUUCGAAUCCAACAUGGAGGUAAAGAAAGAUUGUGAGUGGUCCCCAGGGGAACGCCCUGCUACUCCCCCCAACUCUGUCUGCUGUAGGAGCAUCCUCUUGGCUGUUAUCCUCAUCUUCAUUGGAGUAUUUGUGGGCUUGUUGGUUGCAUACUUGGUGCAAGAGAAGCAUUACUUCAUUGAGACAGUGGAGCUGACAGGUCUGAAGUAUGGCCCUGACCUGCUCGAUGAGAGCUCUGCAUUCUCUAUAGUUCUGACUUUUACUCUAAAGUCUAAGAUCAAGAAUGUUUUCAUUGCCUCUUCAAUAGCACGUCACUAUAUUGACUGUAACAUUGUUGCCUAUGGUAACAUCAAAGGGGAUGUCAUGGCCACUUUUCAAUUGGUCUUCAGUGUGUCUAAGGCCCAGCAGUACUCUGAUAACUUUAUUCAGGAUCUCAUAAGGGUAGGGCUGAAUUCCCUGCUUCAUGGGAAACCCAUAAAAGUGCCGGCGUAUGGAGAGAUCAACGCAAUUGUCUUACUGGGGGCCAGCGGAAAGUCAUUCUAUAAAAUUGGAAACGAUAUAGCAAUCUGCCCUGAAAACACUUUCACCUGUGACAAUAGUGAGUGUGUCACCAAGGCCAACGCAGAGUGUGACUUCAUCCCAGACUGUGCCGAUGGCUCUGACGAGGCUUACUGCUCCUGCGGUACUCGCCCAGCCAUGGGCAACAGGAUAGUGGGCGGAGUAGAAGCCCGGCCUGGGGAGCUGCCCUGGCAGGUCAGUCUGAGGUUGCACGGCAGACACACCUGUGGAGCCUCCAUCGUCAACCGCCAGUGGCUGGUCACUGCCGCUCACUGCUUUGAAAAGGACAAGAACCCGCAAGAAUGGACCGCCCUGGUCGGAGCCCACCUGGUGAGUGGUGAAGAGCGGGGAGCCGUCUCUGUGAACGUCAAGUCUGUGGUGGUCUCUCCAGAUUAUAACCCUUCGACCACAGACAACGACGUGACCGUGCUGGAGCUAGAGACUGCCCUCACCUUCGGCCCCUACAUCCAGCCGGUCUGUCUUCCCUCCUCCUCCCAUGUCUUCAGCCCUGGGAGGAACUGCGUGGUGUCAGGCUGGGGUGCUCUCGGACAGCACUCACUUAGUACCCCACCAACUCUGCAGAAGGCAGUGGUGAAUAUAAUUGAUUCAAAGGUCUGCAACAAGUCAUCCGUUUACAGAGGCACCUUGACCGAAAACAUGAUGUGUGCUGGCUUCCUUCAGGGGAAAGUCGACUCUUGCCAGGGUGACUCUGGAGGGCCACUGGUGUGCGAGGAGGCCCCAGGGCGGUUCUUCCUGGCUGGGGUGGUGAGCUGGGGCAUUGGCUGUGCUCAGAUCAACAAGCCAGGGGUCUAUUCCCGUGUCACCAGAUUACGGAACUGGAUCCUCAGCCACACCAACCCUGGCAGGCUCCACUCCCCGGUCCACUCCAUGCCAAUGGUGCCGGUUCCCACAGCAACAGUCAGUCCUAUUUCCAAGAUAAUGGCAGCGGCGCCACUCAUGCCUGAUGUGAACUGUACUGAGAACUUCCAGUGCAGAGCUGGGGAGUGUAUCAGCAAGAUUAACCCUGAGUGUGAUAGUGUCACUGACUGCAUUAACGAGGCUGAUGAGAAGAACUGUGACUGUGGGAUGCGUCCAGGGGUGGGCACCCAAAGGAUUGUGGGUGGGGUGACGGCUCGAAGGGGGGAGUGGCCGUGGCUUGGCAGCCUGCAGUACCAGCGCUCACACCGCUGCGGAGCCACUCUCGUACACUCCAAGUGGCUCCUGACUGCUGCCCACUGCUUCAAAAGUGACUCCGGCCCUGGCAGCUGGUCUGUGAGCCUGGGUUCAGUACUGAGAUCCGGGGUGGGAGCUCUAGUCAUCCCUAUCCAGAGGAUCAUAAUGCACCCGGGCUUCAACAGCACAAACAUGAACAACGAUGUGGCCCUCCUGGAGCUGGCUGUCCCGGCACCCAGGUCCUACACCAUCCAGGCGGUGUGCCUGCCCUCGCCGGUACACCGUUUCCACAGGGACAAUGAGUGCUACAUCACCGGUUGGGGCUCCACGAGGGAGGGAGGUUCUCUGACCAACCUGCUUCAGAAAGCUCCGGUGAACAUUAUCGAGCAGUCCGACUGCCUACAGGCCUAUGGCAAUGGCCUCACCCCCGGAAUGAUGUGCGCCGGUUACAUGGAGGGGGGCAAAGACACAUGCCUUGGAGAUUCUGGUGGCCCACUGACAUGUCGUGAACCCUCUGGCCAGUGGUUUGUUGCCGGAGUGACCAGCUGGGGACACGGCUGUGGACGCAGUGGUUUCCCAGGAGUCUACAUACAGGUCACUGCCAUCAGGGAAUGGAUAUCUGACUACCUCCCCUUCUGAGGCUAUAGAAGGGGAGGAAUUGAGAAGGACAGAGACAUCAUACAAUACUCGAGGACACAAUGGGUUUUCUGUGUUGCAGCCACCGCUGGCAUUUCUCGUGCUACUGGUCAAGGAUGAUACACUGCUGUACACCACUGUACCUUCACGAAACUACCUGGAGAUCCAGCUAAAAGCUUCAUCUUGGAUUAUUGUGUAUGAUGGUGGUCUAUGGAUAUUCUACUACAACGUGCAUAUUUACAUGGGGAAGUGGUCUAUUUAUUUUACAGUAUUGAGGGAAAAAUAAUCCAUAUUUUCAAAAACAUUUCAGUUACUGCAGUUGGUCUUUGUUCAUAUUCUGCGGGCUAAACGCCUA
Messenger RNA from Esox lucius (northern pike), 3258 nucleotides. It is a transcript of the gene tmprss9, whose product is annotated as transmembrane serine protease 9. Gene Ontology annotation, molecular function: protein binding; serine-type endopeptidase activity. The transcript has 17 exons. Gene Ontology annotation, biological process: proteolysis. Lineage: Eukaryota; Metazoa; Chordata; Actinopteri; Esociformes; Esocidae. Bases 552 to 2906 code for a protein of 784 amino acids. The record is from RefSeq and is a predicted model, not a curated record.